Messenger RNA from Aureobasidium melanogenum CBS 110374, 669 nucleotides. Its product is annotated as translation initiation factor eIF4e. Gene Ontology annotation, biological process: translational initiation. The annotation marks the transcript as partial. Lineage: Eukaryota; Fungi; Ascomycota; Dothideomycetes; Dothideales; Saccotheciaceae. The transcript has a single exon. Gene Ontology annotation, molecular function: RNA 7-methylguanosine cap binding; translation initiation factor activity. Gene Ontology annotation, cellular component: eukaryotic translation initiation factor 4F complex. The record is from RefSeq and is a predicted model, not a curated record.
GCGACAGCAACUCCCACUCCAGCCCGUGGCAAAGAAAUGCGCGCAAACCUCUUGAACAAACUACGCGCACCACCCCUAGUCCACGCCUGGGAUUUCUGGCACGAUCGUCAAGACCGCACCACAUCUACAACCACUUCACCAUCAGCUCCUGCCACCACUUCUCCUACAGACAAACCAACAACCAACUACGAAGACAGAUUGGUACAUCUAGCUUCCAUCGCCGACGUCCGCACCUUCUGGAACGUCUUCAACAACUUCGACGUCUCGAGCUUGCCUCUCCGCGAUUCCGUCCACCUCUUCCACAGAAACGUGAAGCCUUUGUGGGAAGACCCUCGCAAUGCCCACGGUGGCUGCUGGACCUUCCGCGUACCAAAAGAACGCGCACCAGCAUUCUGGGAACGCAUCUGUUUGCUUGCUGUGGGUGAGAAACUGCAAGCUGCGGUGGAGAGUGAGAGACAGCAUUUCAGAGAUGACAUCUGUGGUGUUAGUUUGAGUGUUAGGUUUACGAGCGUCUUGGUGCAGGUGUGGAAUAGGGAUGCUGGUCAUCAGGAGGGUAUUCAGAGGUUGCUGGAGACGGUUUUUGCUAAUUUGGAGCCGGAGCUGAUGCCUAGAGAGAAUGGCUUUUAUUACAAGCCGCAUCACGAACAUGCAGCUUUCGCGGGCGGCAAG